This is a messenger RNA of Naegleria lovaniensis, 660 nucleotides long. RefSeq lists its product as uncharacterized. The transcript has 4 exons. The record is from RefSeq and is a predicted model, not a curated record. The coding region runs from base 1 to 660 and encodes 219 amino acids. NCBI's taxonomy places the organism in Eukaryota, Heterolobosea, Eutetramitea, Acrasida, Naegleriidae.
AUGACUGAAAUUCCCAAACUCAAUCUUUCUCUCAAAAAGAACAAUUCUUCUGAGCAAAUCAACAACCAAAAUUCGGGACAUUCUCGUGUGAGCUCAUCGGAUACUAAUUCUUCACAUGAUGAGGGCAUGCUUUCACCUCAUGGCUCUUCUAAUGCUAAUUCAACAGGAACGUUGGGUGUGAGUGGUGGUAAUAGUGUGAUCUCACAAUUUGUGGAACCUUUAAAUCACACAAAGAAGAGUAAUGCGAGUAUUCAUUGGCGUUGUGUUCACGUAUUGGAACAUCCUGAUUUUGAAAUGAACGCACUCGAUGAUGAGUCGUCUUACCAUACCUCUCUUCAAUUAUUGCCCUUUACAAUUGUUGAUACAGUGACACAGAAAUCUCGCUAUGCAAUCGUACACGGUUCAAAGAGAGGCGUCUCAGUGUUAGAACUUGUCGAGGAAUUCACACAAGCAACAGAUAAUAGAACAGGUACUCAAUGGACAAUUAAAUAUCACACAAAAUUAGAAUCUAAUGGAUUUGGAUCGAGUGCUGUAAUGCUAAGAAAGAGUAGUAAUAAGGAAAAACUCAUCUUUUUCGGAGGCUAUUUUCAUGAGAAUCAAGAAACCUCGAUAAAUCUUCCUUGUUCCAAUCACAACAGCGUUAUUCCAAUGAAGCAGUGA